Phytomonas sp. EM1 is the source of this 1947-nucleotide messenger RNA. NCBI's taxonomy places the organism in Eukaryota, Euglenozoa, Kinetoplastea, Trypanosomatida, Trypanosomatidae. The record is from the annotation of a GenBank genome assembly.
AUGCCCUCGCUACCAGCAGAAUUUCGCUGCUUUCAGCAUAUUAAUUUUAUUUUCGCACGCAAUUUACCUUUAAAAAUACCAUUUUAUAUGGGGACACGUGUACCUAAGGAUUGCGUAAAAGGAGAACCUCUUGAUGACCAUGGGGAUGCGCAAAUAGGUUGUCAAGGUACCUCGCCAGAGCUGAUGCGUGAAAUCCAAUGUGUCGGUAAAAAGCCUGCUGCUUCUGUUAAUAACGCAGAAGAUAGCGGAGCAGAGGCGUCGUCCUCGAAAGGUACACCAAGUCGUCUUUUUCAACCGGAUGAUCUGCCUAGUUAUGAUACUCAUAGGUGCGUGUCCUCGUAUUAUGUUUUACGUGAGUUAACAACUGAGGAGAUCGAUAGUACUGGUGUGAUAAGUCAAUUUAAUGGACGUGUGUGCUAUCAGAGUGAGGUGUGUGUCAAUACACAGCACCCCAUAUGGCAGUUGAUUCCCACCAACGUACUACUGAACUAUGCUACACACACUAGGUUUAUCCUUGAGAUUUACUAUUGUUGUCAGGAUGAUGACAUUUCGAUUUACACUCAGACGAGUAAGGAUUGUAUUUGCUAUAGCGACUGUGUCGGUGAAUUCUCUUCUUCUGUUGCAUCAUCUUGUUUGCAUCCGAACUUUGAGAGGGUCAGAUGUGUGUAUCGAGUGCUGUUGGACACCACCCGGUUGCGUUACGUCGCGAAUUCCAUAGCUGAAGCGGACCAGCAUGUGUUAGACGAAUCUAACAAAAACACAUUAGAUUCGACCGUACUUUUGGUGAAAUGCUUUGACGGAGUUUUUAUUCUUUCACCCGAGAUAGAUGCGUCUCCAUCCAUGGCACCCAAGGGUGCCGAGAAGGCUGAGGCUCCGUGGUGUCGUGUAGAUAUUGAUUCCGGUAGCUUACCGAGUACCUCAUCACCCAAUAGGACAUUUGCUACCCAUAGUGAUUUUUAUUCGUGUGGACGGAUACCAUCUAGUAUACCACGUGGUGGUAUGUCCGUUGGCGAUCUAAAGUCUUUAUCAAUAGCUACUCUUGCAUGGCGAAACAUGCACCGGAUAGUUUUAGAAAGGCGACAGGAGUUGUUGGACGGUAUCGACUCUGCAGAGGUAUCGCGCCGGGCGCAGGCUGCUCAUUAUGCUAUGGAUGCCACUCUGAAGGCAUACCGUUCGCAUUUCAGUGAACAACUCACCAUGGCUAUGCUUGGAGUUGAACAGCUUCGGAGCCAAGUAGAGGAAAGACAACGUGUUCUUGAUCGUCACGAGCGUGCAUUUUCUCUUCUGAAAGAAAGGGAUGCAUGUCUGGAGGAAGUACAAUUUCAGCAAAUCACAUCCGAUAAGCGUGAGGAACUUCAGCGCACGGAGCUCCGCUUUAAAUUAGCGCAAUCCCGGCGGCGUUAUGCCUUAGAGUUGGCAUCACUAUAUCCUGUUAAGUUAGGCGUGCAGUGUGCAAAUUCCUCAGAAAAUACCAAGCGAUCAAGUGACACAAUUAAUGGCGUCUCUUUACCAUUAUUUACGCAACAAAAUACCGAUAGCUUGAGUAGUUCUAGCAAUCUAUUUUCCCAGCCUUCAGCUCAGGAGAUGUAUAAUGAUUCUAUUGCUUUGGGUUACGCAGCACAUGUUAUACAAACACUCGCAGUGAUUUAUGGUAGCGUGUUACCCUUUCCACUUCUUGUGGCGGGGUCACGGAGCCGCGUUUUGCUCCGACCUAAUCUUUCACCCGAGCUAGCGGCCGCCAGCUGCACAGGCUCUGGUGAUGCCAAGCUACCUUUGUUCUGCCAAAGUGCUGUGAGCCGACCCCUGAUGCAGGCGGCUGUGACGCUACUGGCAUAUGAUAUCCUUACACUUGCACAAGCAAUGGGGAAGGAUGUGGCGAAGGUUUGCAGCUUUGGACUGCGGCUGGGGGCGGCGCUGCAGUACAUUCUUUCCGAUAAAUCGAAUUAA